UUGCUAUUGAGGGAGUGCAGCGUAGGUUCACAAGGUUAAUUCCCGGAAUGGCGGGACUGUCAUAUGUUGAAAGAUUGGAGUGACUGGGCUUGUAUACACUGGAAUUUAGGAUGAGAGGGGAUCUGAUUGAAACAUAUAAGAUUAUUAAGGGAUUGGACACGCUGGAGGCAGGAAGCAUGUUCCUGCUGAUGGGUGAGUCCAGAACUAGAGGCCACAGUUUAAGAAUAAGGGGUAGGCCAUUUAGAACAGAGAUGCUGAAAAACUUUUUCACCCAGAGAGUGGUGGAUAUGUGGAAUGCUCUGCCCCAGAAGGCAGUGGAGGCCAAGUCUCUGGAUGCAUUCAAGAGCGAGUUAGAUAGAGCUCUUAUAGAUAGCGGGGUCAAGGGAUAUGGGGAGAGGGCAGGAACGGGGUACUGAUUGUGUAUGAUCAGCCAUGAUCACAGUGAAUGGUGGUGCUGACUAGAAAGGCCGAAUGGCCUACUCCUGCACCUAUUGUCUGUAUACACACACACACACACACACGGAGGGACGUUGCUGGCACUUGAGGACCUGAGUCAUAGGGAAGGGUUGAAUAGGUUAGGACUUUAUUCCUGGAGUGUAUGAGAAUGAGGGGAGAUCUGAUACACAAUUAUGAGGGGUAUAGAUAGGGUAAAUACAAGCAGACUUUUUCCACUGAGGUUGGGUGAGACUAGAACCAGAAGUCAUGGGUUAAGGGUGAAAGGUGAACUAUUAAGGGGAAUUCCUUCACUCAGAGGGUGGUGAGAGUGUGGAACGAGCUGCCAGUGGAUGUGGGUUCGAUUGCAACUUUGAGAAGUUUGGGUAAGUAUGUGGAUGGGAGGAGUACAGUCCGGAUAUAGGCCGAUGGGACAGGACAGAAUGAGGUUGACAUGGACUAGAUGGGCUGAAGGGCCAGUGCCCAUGCUGCGGUCUCUGUGACUCAGUACAGGAUCGGGGUGUGUGCUGCUACAGUUCCAUCUACUGAUCCACAUUGAAAGAGGAACCACACACUGACUCAAGACAUUGUGGGUAAGUGACACAACACUUGUGCACCAAAUCUCCGCAGUUUCAACAACUUCGGCACCCUGCAGUUCUCACAGAGAAGGAAGUCAUUUCAUAACCAGGAACUGUUGUGCAGAUCUACACUGCUGGAACCAUGGUGCCCAGAGAGCGGCUCCCUCGUCUGCUCGUCUUGUUACUGCAGGCAAUGCAACUCCACACAGCAGGUGUGGCCGCAGAGGUAUGCACUGUAACAGUUGACCAGGCUCCUCACAUUGUUCAUCAGCUGGACAACAACCUGACCAUCUCCUGUAAUUUCACCACCCAUCACUGCAUUGGGUCUCCCGUGGUCACCUGGUUCAGUAUCCACGGCAGCAAGUCCACAAACCAGUGCUUGGAUCACUGCACGUUUGAGGAGGAAAAAGACAAGCCCCACUCGGACAGCUCAACCCAGAGCUGGGUCGCAAACCUGAGUAUCUCGAGGGUCAGCUGGAAGGACAGCGGUGUUUACUACUGUGGUAUGGCAUACCCCAACAUCUCUGGGCAGCCCAGGCUGAUGGGAAAUGGUACAACACUGAGGAUUGGAGGUCAGGAGAGAUCGAUUCUGUGGCUCCAGUCACUAAUGGUCGGCAUCCUGUCCCUCUACGCCAUCUGUAUCACCGUUUACCUCGUGCAAACCCUCCAGUUGCUGAAGAGUGUCGAUCUCGUGCGUAGAAACCCCAGCGAAGUUCUGGACAAGGCACACACGAGUCGUGCGGUAAAAGCCCUCACCAAUGAGCUCAACUACAAGUUCCGCAAGGGGAGUGAUGAACCCCCUUCUCAGCCACAGCUGCAGAGCCACAGUGCUGCCCCUGACGAUUCCAUCUAUCAGAACAUGUGACACCCAGAAGACAGAGCAUCCAGCCAAGAAUCGGUUAAAGUUUAACUGGCUCCAGGCCAAGCAAGCUUCCCCUCGUCCCCUCUGCCGAGGUGCCAGGGAAGGUCACGGCUUUGCCUCGGACAAUCCCAUCUGGACGCAGCGGCUGAACCUGGACCAGGACCUGACAGCUCCCUCCCCUGAGGUACAGGCACCCUGAUGCCCUGCUCCUGUGAAUACCAACCCCACUUCUUUGCCCACUCUCCGAAUCGUUCCCCAGAUACACUGCCUGCACCUCCACCCAUCAUCUGCAAAAUUGGCCACAAAGACAUCUACAUCAGCUCCCACCCAAAGCCUCAUCGACCCAACGACCACAAGAGCCCACCCACGCACUCCCUCCCCCUACAAAAUGCACCGCUGUCCCUCAGCCAGGCUACUGCAACAAACCCUCACAGGCCCAGGAAUACCGCCUCCGGCACAGACACUGGCUCCCUGUCACACACAGUCCCCACUUGGAACUGCUCCCUCUCCAAGUUCAGAUCAAGGGCCCCCCCCCCCCCAUCAGAGGGGAACUGCACCCAGGCAGACUCCAGAGGACAGUAAUCCAUGCUCUGGAAUACACCUCCUGCCCUCACCACAGGCAGAGGGCUUUGCACCCACCUCCCCAUUAUCAGAUAACUGGGACCGGUCUUCGCUCGGACACUAAUCCACAGGCCAGGCUCGAUUCCCGCACCAACAGCACUCGGAAUACCAACACGUUGGAACCAGCCUUCUGGAUUGUGUUUUCAAUACAGCUCCAUCAACUGGCGAGACCUCAUCCGAGUCUCAUCAGCUGCCAAAGUGUAACGCUCAAUAAAUGUCUGUCAGUCUUAGACAAUAUAAAAACUGUUGUACAAAAGCUCAUUAAAAUAUUUAAGAUUAGAACUUUUGAACUGACUGAAUCAAAUCAAGCAGGUUCAUGCAA
Hypanus sabinus (Atlantic stingray) is the source of this 2815-nucleotide messenger RNA. RefSeq names its product immunoglobulin superfamily member 6-like. The record is from RefSeq and is a predicted model, not a curated record. Lineage: Eukaryota; Metazoa; Chordata; Chondrichthyes; Myliobatiformes; Dasyatidae. Bases 1153 to 1875 code for a protein of 240 amino acids. The transcript has 6 exons.